Molecule: messenger RNA, 1353 nt
Organism: Lachnellula hyalina
Lineage: Eukaryota; Fungi; Ascomycota; Leotiomycetes; Helotiales; Lachnaceae
Gene: cys-12
Product: Cysteine synthase
Exons: 2
Coding region: 1-1353 (450 amino acids)
Cellular component (GO): cytoplasm
Molecular function (GO): cysteine synthase activity
Source: RefSeq, a predicted model, not a curated record
AUGUCUUUAAGCAAUCAUCCUAAAGCUUAUGGAUCUGCAGCCCUUGCGGCGGCCUUUGCGGCUGGCGUUCUCUUGACGCUGGGCUUCAAAGAUGUCUAUCCGGAUCUCCAAAGGAGGUACGACUCUAUUCGGAGGAGACAACCUGCUUCUUCGUCUAGUUUUCGUCAUGGAAGCAUAUCUCUGCCUCCUGUGAAGCUUGAAGAUCACUCGAGAAGCACAAGACAAUCUACGAUUGGGUCGCCAAUUCCCGAGGGCAUCGAAGGAUGCAUUGGCAACACGCCUCUCUUCAAGAUCAAGAGCUUGUCCGAAGCUACAGGCUGUGAAAUUCUUGCCAAAGCCGAAUUCCUCAAUGGUGCUGGAGGGAGUCCCAAAGAUAGAGUGGCUUUGAACAUGAUCAAGAUGGCGGAAGAAGAUGGUCUGCUGACCCCUGGGCAAGGGGAUACGAUUUAUGAAGGCACAGUUGGCUCAACAGGAAUCUCUCUAGCUACUUUGGCCAGAGCGAAAGGCUACAAAGCUUACAUAUGUAUGCCCAAUGACCAAAGUACAGAGAAAUCGGAUUUGUUGCAUCAUCUAGGCGCCACUGUAGAGCGAGUCACGCCUGCUCCUAUUACAUCCACUGGGCACUUUGUCAAUCUUGCAAGGACAAGGGCGAGAGAUCACACAGCUUCGGGAGAGGAUGAGAGUAAAGGGUUCUUCGCCGAUCAGUUUGAAUCUCUUGCCAACUAUCGGGCACAUUUUCAGACCACGGGUCCAGAAAUCUAUCACCAAACUGAGGGUCAGGCAGGUUGGCUCUCACCCUCAAAAAGUGUUAUCGAUGCAUUUGUCGCUGGUGCUGGAACUGGAGGCACAAUAUCAGGCAUAUCUCUGUAUCUCAAGCAAGAAAUGGGCAUGGGAAAUCUCAAAGUCGUCUUGGCAGAUCCAGAAGGCAGUGGCUUGUACAAUAAAGUCAAGCACGGAGUCAUGUUCUCAAAUACCGAGAAAGAAGGGACCCGGCGACGGCAGCAGGUCGAUACUAUUGUGGAAGGCAUUGGCAUCAAUCGACUUACGGAGAAUUUUGAAGCUGGGAGGGAGCUGGUUGAUGAUGCUGUGAAGGUCACGGAUUUGCAAGCGCUGAAGAUGGCUAGAUGGCUGGUGGAAAAGGAUGGUAUAUUUAUAGGAAGUAGUAGCGCCAUCAACUGUGUUGCGGCGGUAGCCGCUGCUCUUCAGAUGCCCAAGGGAAGUCGUAUUGUUACUAUCUUGUGUGAUAGCGGGACCAGACACCUGAGCAAAUUUUGGAAGAGAGUUGGGGAGCAAGGAUUGGAGGACGAUGAAGAGACUGAUCUCCUUGGGCUCUUAGACCUGUCUGAGGGUUGA